AUGUAUGACCUGAAAAAAGGGGUGGAACUUCCAAAUCCUGCUUGUCAAAAUGCUACAAAACCACCUGAUCCUGUUGAAGCCGAACAUAUGGAAACUGAAAUAGAAGAAAACAAACAGCUUCUUACAAUGGACAAUGCUAUUUGUGCUAAUUCUAAUCACAAGCUGUGUGUAAUAUGCCGAAAGAAGGCGACACAUAAUAAAACAGAAAGCUUUCGUCGUGUUCGUUUAAGAUCACAUACUGCUCAGCGAUGUAGAAUAGUAAGAACAACGCUUGCCAGCUGAUUAAAUCCAGUUUGAUAUCUUAGAAUAUCGCCAUCUGGAAUUUUGCAAGUCCAAAUUCCGACGGAUUUUCUUCGUAUUGUCGAAUAUACGGAGCAAAGCGGCCAAUAAUUUCGACAAUUGUCGAAAAUCGAUAUGAUUUUCUUCGUAUUGUCGUAUUUACAAUGAACUUCGACAAUUGCCGAAGAUUCAGCGGGAUUUCGACUGGAAUUUUCAGUUGUACCAGAAGAGAAAUUUUUUCCAUAAUGAUGAAAUGUAUGACUCAUGACUCAAAUUUGAUUUACUUCGUGCCGCCAUUGAAAGUAUUAUACCAGUAGCCUAAACAUUUAACAUAAACGGUACAAGUUGAUGAAUAAAUAAAACAAUAGUGUCAAAUGUUUGAAACAUUUGACGAAUAUUCGGUUAUACAUAUAUCCUGAUGGUUAUUUUUGCGAUCAACAAUUAUUCUAUGAAAUGAAAUAUCCAUAACCGUAGUUGCUUAUAUACAUAUAGUACGUGGAUAAAUAAAAAUGUAAGACUCAGUUGACUUGUAAUGGAUGUUAAAAUAAUAAACCAAACAAUAGUUGAACGUUGAAUUGACGGCUGAAUUAAUGUGAUUAUUGAAAAUAUGUUACUGACUAAACCUGUCAACACUAUCAAACCAAAAGCUAAUAAAUAUAUAAUUGAUUCACUCUUGAACUGAGUGAUUCUUAGUAGUAGUGCACUAUUUUGUUCAUCAUCUGAAACCAUUUAUUUCUUCAAAUUUUAUCCUUUUAUAUUUUUAAAAUCACUUACCAUCGUAGUCCUCAACAGGUUUUUGAACAAGAUUACUAUUUGAAUGAUCCACAGUCAACAAAAUUUCUAACGAAAAACCAAAUUGAUC
Didymodactylos carnosus is the source of this 1141-nucleotide messenger RNA. The record is from the annotation of a GenBank genome assembly. NCBI's taxonomy places the organism in Eukaryota, Metazoa, Rotifera, Eurotatoria, Philodinida, Philodinidae.